AUGAAACGAACUGAUGAAUUGCAAUUAUCAUUGUCAUCGGCCAAUAAUCCAAACACAGUCUUGGUUCGUUGUCAAUUUUCAGACAACCAACUUAAAACUAUUCGAGCAUCAGUAACAGAUACGGUUGCGGAACUGACAGCAAAAAUUACAGCUCUUCGAGAAAAUCAGACAAUGGCUCAGUUUUUACUAUUGUCAGAUAAUACUACUAUUGAUGACAAUCAACCUGAUAAACGUUUGGCUGAUUUUGGCAUUCAACCUGGCAGUACAAUUAGUGCUUAUGUCACAGAUAUUGUUCCUACGAAUUGCUCGAUUAAAAGCAGCAAAACCGACAAGACUUAUACAACAACAAAUACUUUUGAUUUGAAUGCGCAGCCUAAAGGUUUGGAUAAUCUUGGUAAUACAUGUUUUAUGAACAGUGCACUUCAAUGCCUUGUACAUGUCGCGCCACUAACUGAAUUUUUUAUGAAAAACCUUACUCAAGCACAUUCAACUGAUGGCCAUGCUAAUAAUUACAAUCCAUUUGACACAUAUGGGGAAGUUACUGGAGCCUAUGCCGAACUACUGUGGAAUUUACACAAGCCUGAUCGAAAAUCUUAUUCGUAUUAUGAUUAUUCGCUUAGACCAAGUCGUAUGAAAGAAACAAUCGGUAGACUUGAACCACGUUUUGCAACAUAUGAUCAACAAGAUGCUCAAGAAUUUAUGGCAUUCCUUCUCGAUACUAUUCAUCAAGAGAUUAAACAAAAAAACAACCACGUUCAAAAUACAAUUAUCACAGAACUCUUCUUCAGUCAAAUUCAAUCUUCUAUUACUUGUUCUCGAUGUCAACAUGUAAGCACUACAAAAAAUCCAAUUAGUAUUCUUCCAUUACCACUUAAUCCACAUGAACGAACAUAUCAAGUGAAUUUUGUCAGAUCGAACCGUGAAGAUGUGUAUGAUAUAGUGUCUAUGUCUGUUGGUGAUCGUAUUGAACAUCUUGUACAAAAAUUUUUUGAGCGUCGCCAUGAUUCAAGAAAAUUUAGUUAUGUUACUGUGAUGACUACAAAUCCAGAAGCAGCAGUUGACUUUGAUACACCUCUCAUCAAAUUAUCCGAACCAGUAGUAACACUUAUCGAGCAAGACCAUUACAAUGGUCGAAUGGCAUCUUUUCGAUAUGAGAAUAAGCCAAUCACUCUGAAACUUGACGAAUGUCUUCAAGCAUUUGUUUCAGUCGAAAUACUUGAUGAUCCGUGGUUUUGUGAACAAGAUAAGUGUAAACGAGAUACAAAGGCAAGUAAAGAACUUCGACUUUUGACAUUUCCACAUGUACUCAUUAUACAACUUAAACGAUUUUCACAUGAAAAUGGUCUGCGUCAAAAAUUAGACAUAUUUGUUGAUUAUCAGGUUAAUGGAUUUGAUUUGGGUAAACUUCUGAAAUCAUCGGAGGAAGCCAUUUAUGAUCUUAUUGCUGUUUGUAAUCAUAUGGGAUCUAUUUAUGGGGGCCAUUAUACUGCAUAUGCACGAAAAGAUCCAAAAAGCGAGAAAUGGUACAGAUUCAAUGAUUCCUAUGUAUCAACUGUUUAUUAUAAUGAAGAAAUUGUUUCCAGAGAUGCAUAUCUUCUUUUUUAUUUGAAACGACACAAAUAA
Messenger RNA from Rotaria sp. Silwood2, 1623 nucleotides. Lineage: Eukaryota; Metazoa; Rotifera; Eurotatoria; Philodinida; Philodinidae. The record is from the annotation of a GenBank genome assembly.